AUGCCAAUGCUUUCACAAAGUAUGCUUAAUGUUAGCUUUGGUCAGAGAUGGCAACUUAAAACGAAAAUUUUGAAAAAUGGAAAACAAGCAAUACUGGAGGCAGCAGCAGCCCGGAGGGCGACUUGCAGGGCGCGCCGGCCGAGCUGGACUCGGGACGCUUUUCACCCCGGGGGAACCCUCCGCUGAUUCUCUCGGCCUCGGCGUCCCUUGGGAGCCCGCGGGACCCCCGGGCGGGCAGAGAGCGCCGGCGGCGGCUGCAGCACCAUGAGGCGGUGGUGGGGCGCGCUGCUGCUUGGCGCCCUGCUCUGCGCACACGGCAUAGCAAGCAAUCUGGAGUGUGCCUGUGGUCGGAGCCACUUCACGUGUGCAGUGAGCGCACUCGGCGAAUGUACCUGCAUCCCCGCCCAGUGGCAGUGUGAUGGAGACAACGACUGUGGAGACCACAGCGAUGAGGAUGGCUGUACGCUGCCUACCUGCUCCCCUCUGGACUUCCACUGUGACAACGGCAAGUGCAUCCGCCGUUCCUGGGUGUGUGACGGGGACAAUGACUGUGAAGAUGACUCUGAUGAGCAGGACUGUCCGCCCAGGGAGUGCGAGGAGGAUGAGUUUCCCUGUCAGAACGGCUACUGCAUCCGGAGUCUGUGGCACUGUGAUGGGGACAAUGACUGUGGUGACAACAGUGAUGAGCAAUGCGACAUGCGCAAGUGCUCAGACAAGGAAUUCCGCUGCAGUGACGGGAGCUGCAUCGCUGAGCAUUGGUACUGCGAUGGUGACACAGACUGCAAAGAUGGCUCUGAUGAGGAGAGCUGCCCCUCAGCAGUACCCUCUCCUCCUUGCAACCUGGAGGAGUUCCAGUGUGCCUAUGGCCGCUGCAUCCUUGACAUCUACCACUGUGAUGGAGAUGACGACUGCGGCGACUGGUCAGACGAGUCUGACUGCUCUUCCCACCAGCCCUGCCGCUCUGGGGAAUUCAUGUGUGACAGUGGCCUGUGCAUCAACGCAGGCUGGCGCUGUGAUGGCGACGCAGACUGUGAUGACCAGUCUGAUGAACGCAACUGCACUACCUCCAUGUGCACAGCUGAACAGUUUCGCUGUCGGUCAGGCCGCUGCGUCCGUCUGUCCUGGCGUUGUGAUGGGGAGGAUGACUGUGCAGACAACAGUGAUGAAGAAAACUGUGAGAACACAGGAAGCCCCCAGUGCGCCUCUGACCAGUUCCUGUGUUGGAACGGGCGUUGUAUUGGACAGAGGAAGCUGUGCAACGGGGUCAAUGACUGCGGUGACAGCAGUGACGAAAGUCCACAGCAGAACUGUCGGCCCCGGACGGGUGAGGAGAACUGCAAUGUUAACAAUGGUGGCUGUGCCCAGAAGUGUCAGAUGGUGCGAGGGGCAGUGCAGUGUACCUGCCACACAGGCUACCGGCUCACAGAGGAUGGGAGAACAUGCCAGGAUGUGAAUGAAUGUGCUGAGGAGGGGUACUGCAGCCAGGGCUGCACAAACAGUGAAGGGGCUUUCCAGUGCUGGUGUGAAGCAGGUUACGAGCUACGACCCGAUCGGCGCAGCUGCAAGGCUCUGGGGCCAGAACCUGUGCUACUGUUUGCCAACCGUAUCGACAUCCGGCAGGUGCUCCCGCACCGCUCCGAAUACACGCUGCUACUGAACAACCUGGAGAACGCCAUCGCCCUUGACUUUCAUCACCGGCGGGAGCUAGUCUUCUGGUCUGAUGUCACCCUGGACCGCAUCCUCCGUGCCAACCUUAAUGGCAGCAAUGUGGAGGAGGUGGUGUCUACUGGGCUAGAAAGCCCAGGGGGCCUGGCUGUGGAUUGGGUCCAUGACAAGCUCUACUGGACUGACUCCGGGACUUCGAGGAUUGAGGUGGCUAAUCUGGAUGGGGCCCACCGGAAGGUGCUGCUGUGGCAGAGCCUGGAGAAGCCCAGGGCCAUUGCUUUGCACCCCAUGGAAGGAACCAUUUAUUGGACAGACUGGGGCAACACCCCUCGCAUUGAGGCCUCCAGCAUGGAUGGCUCUGGACGUCGCAUCAUUGCUGACACUCAUCUUUUCUGGCCCAACGGCCUCACCAUCGACUAUGCUGGACGCCGCAUGUACUGGGUGGAUGCUAAGCACCACGUCAUCGAGAGGGCCAAUCUAGAUGGGAGUCACCGCAAGGCUGUCAUUAGCCAGGGCCUCCCACAUCCCUUUGCCAUCACAGUGUUUGAAGACAGCUUGUAUUGGACAGACUGGCACACCAAGAGCAUCAAUAGUGCCAACAAGUUUACUGGGAAGAAUCAGGAGAUCAUUCGCAACAAGCUCCACUUUCCUAUGGACAUUCAUACCUUGCAUCCCCAGCGCCAGCCUGCAGGGAAAAACCGCUGUGGGGACAACAAUGGAGGUUGCACUCACCUGUGUCUACCCAGUGGCCAGAACUACACCUGUGCCUGCCCCACUGGCUUCCGAAAGAUCAACAGCCACGCCUGUGCUCAGAGUCUUGACAAGUUCCUGCUUUUUGCCCGAAGGAUGGACAUCCGUCGGAUCAGCUUCGACACAGAGGACCUGUCCGACGAUGUCAUCCCACUGGCUGACGUGCGCAGUGCUGUGGCCCUUGACUGGGACUCCCGAGAUGACCACGUGUACUGGACAGAUGUCAGCACUGAUACCAUCAGCAGGGCCAAGUGGGAUGGAACCGGACAGGAGGUGGUAGUAGAUACCAGUUUGGAGAGCCCUGCUGGCCUGGCAAUUGAUUGGGUCACCAACAAGCUCUACUGGACAGAUGCAGGUACAGACCGGAUCGAAGUGGCUAACACGGACGGCAGCAUGAGGACGGUGCUCAUCUGGGAGAACCUUGACCGUCCUCGGGACAUCGUGGUAGAGCCCAUGGGCGGGUACAUGUAUUGGACGGACUGGGGUGCAAGCCCCAAGAUUGAACGAGCUGGCAUGGAUGCCUCCAGCCGACAAGUCAUCAUCUCUUCGAAUCUGACGUGGCCUAACGGAUUAGCUAUUGACUAUGGGUCCCAGCGGCUGUACUGGGCUGAUGCCGGCAUGAAGACUAUUGAAUUUGCUGGGCUGGAUGGCAGCAAGAGGAAGGUACUAAUUGGAAGUCAACUCCCCCACCCUUUCGGGCUGACUCUAUAUGGACAGCGCAUCUAUUGGACUGACUGGCAGACCAAAAGCAUACAAAGUGCUGACCGGCUGACUGGGCUAGACCGGGAGACACUGCAGGAGAACCUGGAGAAUCUUAUGGACAUCCAUGUCUUCCACCGCCAGAGGCCUCCAGUGACAACACCGUGUGCUGUGGAGAAUGGUGGCUGCAGCCAUUUGUGUCUCAGGUCCCCAAAUCCAAACGGCUUCAGCUGUACCUGCCCCACAGGUAUCAACCUGCUGCUUGAUGGCAAGACGUGCUCGCCAGGCAUGAAUAGUUUCCUCAUCUUCGCCAGGAGGAUUGAUGUUCGCAUGGUCUCCUUGGACAUCCCUUAUUUUGCUGAUGUGGUGGUACCCAUCAACAUGACCAUGAAGAACACCAUUGCCAUUGGAGUGGACCCACUGGAAGGAAAAGUGUACUGGUCUGACAGCACACUGCACAGGAUCAGCCGUGCCAGCCUGGAUGGCUCACAGCAUGAGGACAUCAUCACCACAGGUCUGCAGACCACAGAUGGACUUGCAGUGGAUGCCAUCGGCCGGAAAGUAUACUGGACAGACACGGGAACGAAUCGGAUUGAAGUUGGCAACCUGGAUGGGUCUAUGCGGAAAGUAUUGGUGUGGCAGAACCUUGACAGUCCCCGGGCCAUUGUACUAUACCAUGAAAUGGGGUUCAUGUACUGGACAGACUGGGGGGAGAAUGCCAAAUUAGAGCGUUCUGGAAUGGAUGGUUCAGACCGUACUGUGCUCAUCAACAACAACCUAGGGUGGCCUAAUGGACUGACUGUGGACAAGACCAGCUCCCAACUGCUGUGGGCUGACGCCCAUACUGAGAGAAUUGAGGUGGCUGACCUGAAUGGUGCCAAUCGGCAUACACUGGUAUCACCAGUCCAGCACCCGUAUGGCCUCACUCUACUUGACUCCUAUAUCUACUGGACUGACUGGCAGACCCGUAGCAUCCACCGGGCCGACAAGAAUACUGGCAGCAAUGUCAUCCUUGUGAGGUCCAACCUGCCAGGCCUCAUGGACAUCCAAGCUGUUGACCGGGCACAGCCACUGGGUUUUAAUAAGUGUGGCUCGAGAAAUGGUGGUUGCUCCCACCUCUGUUUACCUCGGCCUUCUGGUUUCUCCUGUGCCUGCCCCACUGGCAUUCAGCUGAAGGGAGAUGGGAAGACCUGUGACCCUUCGCCAGAGACCUACCUGCUCUUCUCUAGCCGAGGCUCCAUUCGCCGUAUCUCACUGGACACCGAUGACCACACAGACGUGCAUGUUCCUGUUCCUGGGCUCAACAAUGUCAUCUCCUUAGACUAUGACAGUCUGGAUGGAAAGGUCUAUUACACAGAUGUGUUCCUGGAUGUUAUCAGGAGAGCAGACCUGAAUGGCAGCAAUAUGGAGACUGUUAUUGGGCAUGGGCUGAAGACCACUGAUGGGCUGGCAGUGGACUGGGUUGCCAGAAACCUGUACUGGACAGAUACAGGCCGAAAUACCAUCGAAGCAUCUCGGCUAGAUGGUUCCAGUCGCAAAGUGCUAAUCAACAACAGUCUAGACGAGCCCCGGGCCAUUGCUGUUUUCCCUAGAAAGGGGUACCUCUUCUGGACAGACUGGGGCCACAUUGCCAAAAUUGAACGGGCAAACCUGGAUGGUUCUGAGAGGAAGGUCCUCAUCAACACAGACCUAGGCUGGCCCAAUGGCCUUACCUUGGACUACGAUACUCGCAGGAUCUACUGGGUAGAUGCACACCUGGAUCGGAUCGAGAGUGCUGACCUCAAUGGGAAGCUGAGGCAGGUCUUGGUCAGCCACGUAUCCCACCCCUUUGCCCUCACACAGCAAGACAGGUGGAUCUACUGGACAGACUGGCAGACCAAAUCCAUCCAGCGUGUUGACAAGUACUCAGGCCGCAACAAGGAGACAGUGCUGGCCAAUGUGGAGGGACUGAUGGAUAUCAUUGUGGUGUCCCCUCAGCGGCAGACAGGGACCAAUGCCUGUGGUGUGAACAAUGGUGGCUGUACCCACCUGUGCUUUGCCAGAGCCUCUGACUUUGUGUGUGCCUGUCCCGAUGAGCCAGACAGUCAUCCCUGCUCCCUUGUACCUGGCCUUGUGCCUCCUGCUCCCAGAGCUACCAGCAUGAAUGAAAAGAGCCCAGUGCUACCCAACACGUUGCCCACCACCUUACAUUCUUCUACCACCAGGACCCGCACAUCUCUGGAGGGGGCAGAAGGAAGAUGCUCUGAAAGGGAUGCCCAGCUGGGGCUCUGUGCACAUUCCAAUGAAGCUAUACCUGCUGCUCCAGGUGAAGGACUGCACGUCAGCUAUGCCAUCGGUGGACUUCUCAGUAUCCUGCUGAUUUUGUUGGUUAUUGCAGCUUUGAUGCUAUACAGACACAGAAAAUCCAAAUUCACGGAUCCUGGAAUGGGAAACCUGACCUAUAGCAACCCCUCCUACCGGACUUCCACUCAGGAAGUGAAGAUUGAAGCAGCUCCCAAGCCAGCCAUGUAUAAUCAGCUGUGCUACAAGAAAGAGGGUGGACCUGACCACAGCUACACCAAGGAGAAGAUCAAGAUUGUAGAGGGAAUUCGCCUCCUGGCUGGGGAUGACGCUGAAUGGGGUGACCUCAAGCAACUGCGCAGCUCCAGGGGGGGCCUUCUACGGGAUCAUGUAUGCAUGAAGACAGACACAGUGUCCAUCCAGGCCAGCUCUGGCUCCCUAGAUGACACGGAGACAGAGCAGCUGCUGCAGGAAGAGCAGUCAGAGUGUAGCAGUGUUCACACUACAGCCACUCCAGAGAGGCGGGGCUCGCUGCCAGACACAGGCUGGAAACAUGAACGCAAGCUCUCCUCAGAAAGCCAGGUCUAAGUGCCCACAUUCUCUUCCCUGCCUGCCUGUUCAUUCUCCUCUGUGGACUUCUGAUCCUUGUGCCCACAUAACAACUAGGGCCGUUUCCCAUGUGCUCAUCUUCUUCCCCACACCCCAAAGUGUUUCCAAGCCCGCAUAGAACCUGUUACUCACCUGAGUCCAAAACUAUCUGGGGACAAGAAGCGAGGGCACAUCUCAAGAAUUUAGACCUGGAUUUUACCAAGAACUUCACCUCUUGCACUCUAUCCUGGGCCCCCUGAAGCUGGGCUCAGCAUGAUUCCUUGUCAGCUCAGAGCUCCACCUCCCUUUGCUCUGGCACCUUAUGUGCCUGCCCCACAGCACCAAUGCAAUUGAUGAUACAAGACUUUGGUCUUCCCCACCCCAGCUGACAUGAUGACCUCUUUGUGAACUGGCCUACCAGGGGCUGGGACUGGAGGUCACAGGUAAAGGUAAUGGCUAGAGGUUGAGAGAAGGAAGAAGCAGCCCAGCUGGUCUGGGUAUUUGGGAAACCUCCAGCCUCAAGUGUUGGUAAUUAUGAAAAACCUUUGCGAGGGUGGGGAUGGGGGAAUGGCACUUGAGCCCUGGGAUCUUGUCCAUUGCUGGCAGUGGACAUUCUUCUCACCCAGGAGUCACUGCUUUGUCAGUUGUGAUACAGGUGAAGUGUGGGUAUGGCUUAAGCUCCUCUUCCUCCUGCUAGAAUGUCUGGGGCCAUUUCUACCUUGAAUAACUGGAGGCCCCUGUCAUGGCAACUUGCUAAUAGGAAUUCCCUCCUGGUGCUGCUACUGGCCAAUACUUUUCUUAAGCUUUUAACUAUGCUGUGAGCUUGAGUGACCAUUGGGUGGGCCCAGAGAGCUUUCAAAGGAUGACUAGAUGUUUUCCUAAAUGGUUAGGAAGAGCAACUAGAGAGACAUAGGACACUCGAGGGCUCAGGAGAAGUAUUGUGAGGUUGAACCUCUUGAGUUCAUUCUCAGGUGCUCAGGGACCCAAGUUCACAGACACAGCCUGUGUCUCUAGGGUGGUUAAGGUCAUGUGCCAACUCUUCUCGCACCCUGUCCACACUAAGGUACCACCAUUAGCUUCCUGCUUCUUUAGGCCGAGGGCUUCUCUCAGGGGAGCUGAGAUUUUUUUUUUUUUUUUUGUGCUACGCUAGAAUUUCCUCCUUGUGUUUCACUUCUGAGAGAGGGAAGUCUAGGCUUGCUUUCCCUAACCAAUCCUGCAUCACCUCAGUCUCCAAUGUCCAGUGACGAGGAGGUCAAUGAAGAUGCCAAGUGGUGAGCAAGGAGUGGAGAGGUGGUGAGAGCAAGUCCAGGCACUUCUCCACAGAAACUAAAGCACAGGAGAGAUUGACAGGAGCUGAGAAUGGAGGGGAGGGCUUUUAGAGGAAGUUUCCUGACUUAAAACAUCUUUUUCAUGGUUAUUGUUAUUCAGAGACCAACAGCCAGGCAUAUGCAUGAAAAACAGGACAAGAUCAAAUCUUUUCUGGUCAGUUAUUAAGAGUAGGAGACAGAUGUCAAACCAUUAGUCUCAUUGUCAUUAGCUAGGCCCAGAUCUGUGUCUACACAUACAGCCAGGGCAGGCCAAAGGCCGUUUCCAGUACACCAACUGAGAAAAGUACAGUGCCACUUCUAAGAGGAAAGACAGACAUUUCACACAGAAAGGGGCAGCAUUUGAGCCUUUAAAUCCAUAGUUAGGGACGAAGAAGUAAACAGAAACAUGGUGUCCUGAGUGGACAGGGGCAAGGUUCUUAUUGCACUUGGGCUGUUCAGAAUGUAGAAAGGACGCAUUUGAGGAAAUAUCUAUUUGAGCACUGAUUUACUCUGUAAAAAGGGCAAAAUCUCUCUGUCCUAAACUAAUGGAAGUGAUUUUCCCAUGCUCAUGUGUAAUGAUUUUAACAUUACUCACUGAAGAGAUUGGACUUUCUGGAGUUAUUUAACCACUAUGUUCAGUAUUUUAGGGCUUUAUGAUAAUUUAAUAUAAAUUUAGCUUUCUUAAUUA
Molecule: messenger RNA, 7977 nt
Organism: Grammomys surdaster
Lineage: Eukaryota; Metazoa; Chordata; Mammalia; Rodentia; Muridae
Gene: Lrp4
Product: LDL receptor related protein 4
Exons: 40
Molecular function (GO): calcium ion binding; protein binding
Source: RefSeq, a predicted model, not a curated record